AUGGCACUCCUGGCGAGGCGCUUGGUGCGCGGGAGCCGGACGGGCCUUAGCCGGGCAUCCCCGGCAAUUGCUCAGAGAGCUUUCUCUGAUGCCCCGGGGCUGACACGGCUUGAGAAGCAGAAAAAGCCGAGCGACAACUAUCUGGACAUGCACUCACUGGUGACCCGCCUCCGUGAGUUGUUCCCGCCGGCCCCGGCAAUGGGUGCACCCAUCAACGGUGAUGUGGUCACAUCCGUCACAGAGACACUGCAGAGCGUGAAGCUGAACCCACGUGAAUGGCAGCAACACGCAGUCUACCGGCGGGGGCGCUACACCAGGAACAUAGUUGGAUAUUCGCCAAACCAAUUUAUCGUGCUGCUGCUGUGUUGGGAACGGGGCCAACAGAGCCCCAUCCAUGACCAUGCAGGUGCCCACUGCUUUAUCAAGAUGCUUAGCGGACAGCUUCAAGAGCGCAAAUUCGCUUGGGCUCCAAACGGCUCCUCCGGCCCACAGGCAGGGCCACCUGGUCUUUUGGAUGCAUCUGACACGGAGAAGAGUGCUCGGGGCCUCAAGUCUGCCACAGAAAGGGCCUGGCCUCGUCACUGCUGGGCCUGGAUGCCGACUGGAAACUCAGAAUGUGAGUGCUGA
Molecule: messenger RNA, 627 nt
Organism: Symbiodinium sp. CCMP2592
Lineage: Eukaryota; Dinophyceae; Suessiales; Symbiodiniaceae
Source: the annotation of a GenBank genome assembly